Molecule: messenger RNA, 786 nt
Organism: Striga hermonthica
Lineage: Eukaryota; Viridiplantae; Streptophyta; Magnoliopsida; Lamiales; Orobanchaceae
Source: the annotation of a GenBank genome assembly
AUGUCUACCGAAAAUGAGAGAGAGACCCAUGUCUACAUGGCCAAGCUUUCUGAACAAGCAGAACGUUAUGACGAAAUGGUCGAGAGCAUGAAAAGGAUUGCGGAGCUAGAUGUCGAACUUACAGUGGACGAGAGGAACCUGCUAUCGGUCGGGUACAAAAACGUGAUUGGUGCCCGUCGAGCUUCCUGGAGAAUUUUAUCCUCAAUCGAGCAGAAAGAGGAAACCAAGGGCAACGAGAACAAUGUGAAGCUGAUUAAGGGUUAUCGUCAUAAGGUGGAGGAAGAGCUGUCCAAGAUUUGCCGAGACAUCCUCUCGGUUUUGGACAAGAAUCUGAUCCCAUCUUCUGGUUCAGGGGAGGCCACUGUUUUCUACUAUAAGAUGAAAGGUGACUAUUACCGAUACCUUGCUGAGUUCACGAGCGAUCAGGAGAGGAAAGAAGCAGCAGAGCAGUCGCUCAAGGGCUACGAGGCUGCCUCGGCCUCUGCAAACACGGACCUCCCGUCGACCCACCCCAUCCGUCUUGGCCUGGCUCUGAACUUUUCGGUGUUUUACUAUGAGAUCAUGAAUUCUCCUGAGAGGGCCUGCCACCUGGCGAAACAAGCGUUUGACGAGGCUAUUGCUGAGCUGGACACUUUGAGCGAGGAGUCUUAUAAAGACAGCACUUUGAUUAUGCAGCUUUUGAGAGAUAAUCUCACACUCUGGACAUCUGAUUUGCCUGAGGAUGGAGGUGAGGAGAACUCCAAAGCUGAAGAGUCUAAGGAAGCAAAACCAGAGCCAGAGAAGUAA